Fomitiporia mediterranea MF3/22 is the source of this 1437-nucleotide messenger RNA. RefSeq lists its product as uncharacterized. The coding region runs from base 1 to 1437 and encodes 478 amino acids. Lineage: Eukaryota; Fungi; Basidiomycota; Agaricomycetes; Hymenochaetales; Hymenochaetaceae. The record is from RefSeq and is a predicted model, not a curated record. The transcript has 5 exons.
AUGUUCGUAGACUCGGUCAGCUUCUUCGAUGACUUCGUCGAUAUAGCAUAUACUCAGCUCCUUUUAGAGUUAAGGGACUUUCCGAAAGCUAUAUCUCGUGAUAGUGCGAAUGAUCUUAUGCGACUAUGCGUCACGGCUCUCGCAAACUGUGUAAACCUCGUUUCCUGCACAUGGACAAGAGACGGUUCGCUCAAGGACGAUAUUCUGGAAGCUCUAUCUCGGUGUCCGUCUCUAGAAGCUCUAGAGUUCAACGGAAGGCAUGUGCGCAACUACGAUCCCUCCCUGCUCAAUAACUUUAAGAAGCUGAGAAGGUUGAGGGUUAUUAUGCCGAGCUCGGAGGUCAUACAUGCAUUACCAGACUGCUUUGAGAGAAAUUUCGGGACAUUGCAGGAACUGACUAUCAUUUGCAAGUUUACUCCUGUUGUCACAGAUAGCUGGUUGCUAUCGAGAGCUCCUUCGUUGUCUCGUCUCAGGAAACUUCAUCUUGCUGGCUGCCCGAAAGUCACUCAUCGUGGUAUUACCCUUCUUCUGAACGGGAACACUGUUGGUAUUACGGAUCUUGCUCUUGAGGGAGUCUCUCCGGCUUUCAACAUGAAAGACUUUGCAGCUUCAAGUUCGCAUCUAUUAUCGCACCUCACCUCCAUAACGCUGACAUUCCCUGUCGCUGGUGUCUCCCUUCCCUGGCUAAACGAUGUUGAGGCGCUUCUUUUCGACGCACUUUCUCUCGAGCAAUUUCAUCUAUAUGCUUCUGGCGACCAGCUUCCAAGACCCGUCUCUCUCGAUACUGAAUUCGUGAAGCGAUUCAUUGGAAGGCAUAAAGAGACAUUGACUCGCUUUGCGGUGCUCCGCUUGCCUGUGAGUAUCGAAGCAUUAGAUUAUGUCAUGAAGGAUGCGGAGAAACUUGAGCAAUUGUUUGCGAGUGUUUGGAGGAAUGAUUUGAAUAAGCUCGGUCCAAUCAUUGCGCAAUCCAACACGCUACGGACAGUGCAUAUAACGUACGCUUACAACACUCUGGCAAGUCAAGGGAGAACAAAUCCUUCCACUUUGAGUUCCGUAAUUAAUCGUAUCGCGUUACCUCUAAGGAAUGAAAUGCAUUCGCAUGCUCGACUCAUGCACGAAGAUGACAACGAAGACGAGGACGACCUUUUCUUAGCACAUAUGGAAUCAGAUUUGGAGUCUUUGUCUUUAGAACAUCAACAGCCAGUGGGAAGGACACAGACGCAAGGUCCUUGGCCGACAAUGGCGGAAUUGGAAGAGCUCGCUGGUCAGUUUGGCGUAAAUGUGACGCAAUUUGGUGUACAGACGCGUGUUUGGCAGGUCGAACGGAUCUUCACUAAUGAGGACGACGAAUCUGGUGGCCGUCCAUGUCGAAGAGUUAGGCUGGCGCCGUAUGAGAGUCCGGACGUGCCUGACGUAUUCCUAGUCGUGCGGACGUGA